This is a messenger RNA of Astrephomene gubernaculifera, 2689 nucleotides long. The record is from the annotation of a GenBank genome assembly. NCBI's taxonomy places the organism in Eukaryota, Viridiplantae, Chlorophyta, Chlorophyceae, Chlamydomonadales, Astrephomenaceae.
GCUUUGGCUGGCGCUGCUGCUGCUACGGGCGUCGCUGUAGCCAUGGCAGAUGCCCAGGCGCCGGCUGCUACGCCAUCAGACGCCAGCGGCGAGCAAGCCUCCGCGCUACAGCAGCUGCACGAGUGGCUCCAAAGCCAGGGUGCUGACGUGUCAAAGGUGCAGGCCAAGCCUAGCCAGGCGGGUCCAGGUGCGGGUCUCGGCCUGUUCGCCACCGCCCCCGCCUCCGCGCCCCGCCCGGGCACCCCCUGGUGGUCCUGGCUGUGGCCGCGUCGCGGCGCCCCCGCGCUGCCCGAGCCCGUGACCCUGGCUUCCUUUCCGCUGGCGGCCGCCAUCACGUUGCGCACCGCCUGCAGCGACCCGCAGCUGGGGGAGCAGUUCAGCUGGAUGGUUGACAAGCAGCUGCUGGACGAGCGUACGGCGGUGAUGGUGUACCUGCUGAUUGAGAAGCUGCGGGGGGACAAGUCGCGGUUCGCGCCUUGGAUCCGCACCCUGCCGCGCAGCUUCGACGUGCCCAUCACCUUCGCCCCAACCGACUUGGCGGAGCUCCGCGGUACGGCGCUGCAGGGUGCCGCCGCCGCCGUCACCCGGCGCCUGCGCGACACCUGGAGCCGGCUGGAGGCGCCGCUCCGGAACCUGACACGCGAGCUGGGGCUGCCGGCCCCCACCUGGGAGGACUGGUUGUGGGCGUACUGCGUGUUCUGGAGCCGAGGACAGAGCCUGCCUGUGCCGGAGUCGGGCUCGGCCUCCAGCGCUCUCAUCGGUCACUCCUCAGGCAACGGCAGCGACAAGAUCCCGAUUCAGAUCCUCGAGGGUUUGGUUCCGGGGCUGGACUUUUGCAACCACCGGCACAGCCCUCAGCCGCAGUGCUGGUGGGAGGUCGUGGUUCCGGAGCGGCCCAAGACCGCCGCACCGACAUGCCCCGUCAAGGACGGACCCAUGGUUCGGCUGCAGCUGCAUGCGGGCGGUACGGCGCGUGCCGGGGAUGAGUUGUACAUCAGCUACGGUGACAAGUCGAAUGAGGAGCUGCUCAUGCUGUACGGAUUUGCGCUGGAGAAGAACCCGCACGACCACCUGAUGCUGUUCUGCCCGCUGCCGCCUCAGGCGGAGUGGGAUGAUGUGAUGUAUGCGCGGAUUGAGCUGCUGCAGGCGUACGGACUGCGCCCGCAGUUCUUCCUGCCGCACCCGGACCAGGUCGCUGCGCCCGCCGCCGGCAAGCCCGUGAAGGGCGCCGCCGCCGCCGGCAAGAAGAAGGGCUCGUCUGCCGCUGCCCCCAGCCCCGCCGCUGCUGUCGGUGAGGGCGGCGCGGCUGCUGCUGAUGACACGACGCCUCCGCUGGUGCUGCCCGGCGAGGUGCUGGACACCCUGGAGGUGUUCGUACUCAACUUCCAGGAGCUCUCCGUGCGCAGCAAGACGCUGCAGGCAAAGAUGGAGGAGCGGCGCGCCGCCCGCGCUGCAGGCACGCCGCUCGAGGCGGUGACGCAGCACAGCCCGGUGCUGGACCUGGCCUCGCUGCGCAGCCGCUACCCGGGCAUGGGGCUCGCGGAGUUGCGGCACAGCCUGCAGUCCAUGGGGCUGCGCAUGGCCACCAUCACAACCUUCAUCAGGCUUCUGGAGCUCAAGGUGGUCGACCUGGAGGGCUCCGAGGGCACCGGCUCCCUGGAGGCGGACGAGGAGCUGCUCAGGAGCCUGGACCAGGCCACCUCAGCACCCCUGCUGGCCGCACCAUCCGGUGCCCCGGCGGCGGCAGCAACUCAGCAGCGGGAGGAGCAGCAGCAGCGGCAGCGGCGGCUGCGGGCCGCGCUGGUGUACCGCAUGGGUCAGAAGCAGCUGGCGCGUGCGUGGCUGGUUCGAGCCAAGGCAGAGCUGCGGGGUCUGAUGGCGGUGAUGCGGGAGAUGCAGGCGCGGCAGGAGGCGCUGGAGCGUGCUGGGCAGCAGUAGUGGGUACCGGUGCUGGUGAGUGCUAGGAGUUGGGAUGGGAGGAUUGUGGUGGGGCAUGUGGCGGAUGCGGCGAUGGCGGAUGGUAUGGAUGCAAGCUUUGCACGGUUAGGAGUGGAGGGUGAAGGACUGGGUUCAUGGCUGCGUGUGAUGAGGAGGGUGGCUUCGUUUGGGUGGGGGAGGUGUGUGGACUGCACACAGCUACAGUUUGCUGGUGUUGGCGGCGCUCUGCUGCUGCUGGUGGUGAUGGCGUGGCAGUGAGAGUGGUGUUGCCCCCUUCGCCUGAUGCUCGGGAGGCCGCGGCAGCUCACCCGUCCGGUGAGCUGUUGACAAGGGUUGGUGGUGACAAGAGAGGCGGCUUCACUUGUUGUGGUACAGGCAUGCGGGUGUAAGAUUGCAACACACGGUGACAUCAUAUGACCCGUGGAGGGAGCACGGGGCGUCUAGCGGUAAGGCAUUACAGCGGUUGGGUCUCCCUAAGGGUCCUCAGGGCGUCAGGAGUAUCGGUGAAGUCCCCAUGCCAGUGCAAGUGGGUGCGGAUGCCUCGAUGGGGAAGUGCUUAGGGUAUGCGGGCUAUAGUGUGCGGAUUACCGUACACGGUAAAGGUGGCUGCCGUUUGGGCUGGAGUUCAUAACCUAAGCACGCUUCUGGAAUGCUUUUCGGAGGCCGACAACCAUGUGCUGUGCUGCGCGGAGAGUGUUACUGUACGAUGGGGGCGGCGGGCGUGACACCAAGAAGCCGAAAGACAUGGGAG